This is a messenger RNA of Cetraspora pellucida, 327 nucleotides long. The record is from the annotation of a GenBank genome assembly. NCBI's taxonomy places the organism in Eukaryota, Fungi, Glomeromycota, Glomeromycetes, Diversisporales, Gigasporaceae.
AUGAUUGACUUUGAACAAGCUAUAUUAAAUGCUAAUAUUAAUCAGUUUAGUGUUGAUGAUGAUAACGAUGUUGUUCAAAAAGAGCUUUUUGAAAUAGAAGGAACUUUAGAUUUGUCAAAUACAUCAUUUUUACCAGAAAUGAGUAAACAAACUAAAGUGGAUAUAGAUGUUAAUGUUUUAGAGCCAGGAUCAAGCAACUGGUUAGAAGAAUUUAAUCAAGAGGAAGAUUAUGAUCCAGCUGAAUUAGGAGAAAUCACUGGUUUGGGAUUUCAAAAUCAGUUUAGAUUUCGGAAAAAUCAUGGUUUUGGCAUUAAUUUGGGAUUUUAA